UGAAGCGGUAUAGGUAUCGCCAUCCACACCUGAAUCCCAGGGAUGCUAAGUUACAUCAUUCCUGUAAGUGUCACUGUUGGAGCAUCAUAUAUUGGUUACCUAUCAUACCAGUCCUUCAGCAACAUGCCUAAGUGCACCAGUAAGGCCAAGCUGGAUGGGAAGACAGUCAUCAUCACUGGGGCAAACACAGGUAUUGGCUUAGCUACUGCCAGAGAUAUGGCCAGACGAGGGGCACGUGUUAUCCUAGCAUGUCGAAGCCUGGAGAGAGCCAACACAGCAGCUCAGGAUAUCAUAUCUACAACAGAAAAUCAAGAUGUCAUUGUGAAACAGAUCGAUUUGACAUCAAUGGAGUCUGUGAGGAACUUCGCUGCAGAGAUAUAUAAAGAGGAGGCCAGGGUGGAUAUACUUAUCAACAAUGCAGGGCUUUCUGCCUUGCCUCAUAAGAUGACCUCUGAUGGCAUAGAGAUCACCAUGGCAGCAAAUCACCAUGGGCAUUUCCUCCUUACUAAUCUGUUGUUAGACAAAAUCAAGAAAUCUGCGCCGAGUCGCAUCGUAAACCUCUCUUCCCUCGGUCAUAAAUGGGCAAAACUUGACUGGGACAAAAUCAAUGGAGAAAUGACAGCAGGCACAAAGAUGUUGGAGAAACAUGAAGGGAAUGUCUACUUUGUUAGCAAACUUUGUAAUAUUUUGUUUACCAAAGAACUCAGUGAGAGAUUACAAGGGACGGGUGUAACAUGUAAUUCAGUGCACCCAGGAACUGUGAAGACAGAAUUGUUCAGAAACUCACCGGGUUGGUUGCAGAGUAUAGUCUCAGUCGUAGGCGGACUUUUCCUCAAGAGUCCAGAGCAAGGUGCCCAGACUAGUAUUCACUGUGCAGUCUCUGAAGAUAUAGAGGGAGUUACUGGUCGCUAUUUCUCUAACUGCAGAGUGGAUAAUGAAAGUGAGGCUGCAAAAAGUACUGAGAGUGCCAAGAAAUUAUGGGAUAUAAGUGCCAAGUUGACAGGACUUAAUGAGACCACGGAGGCAUCUAAAAUAUAAAACAAGCAUAAUUGAAUGGACCAUUUCAAUGAUCUAGCAUAACAUGGUCAUAGCCAGCCAUAAUAUAAGCAGAUGAUGGGACUUUACUGCCUUGCCAAAAUUUUGCCUAAAAUGUUAUUUACACAGCCAUUUUUUAAUAUUGAAACUGUAAAAAUCAAUUUUACUCAAUUUUUGCCUCACCUAUAAAAAUAUGCCUCGCCAAUUUUAAGACCCUGGCUACACUCUUGAUGAGAAUCACAAUUUAUCGCCAAAUUGAUAAAAACAAAAUUUCUUGACAUUUAAAUAAACAAUCAUCAAUAUGCCAAAUCCCACUGAGACAAGAAAAUGGGGAGCUGGGUAUCUCCUUUUUUACAUAUUUCUGGCCAGAUGUGUCAUCUUUACUUUUGAAGUGUUACCAGGUAACACUAAUUCAGUAGACAAUCAAAAGACAGAUAAAGCCAAAUCUUAGGCUCGUCAGGUUUUGCCUCCUGUAUAGAGAGCAUAUAUUAUUAAUCUUAUCUGUUGACAAUGUCAACAGAAUGUUUUUGUUAUUGUUAUUUACCUCUUCACAAACACCCUUUUAAUUCUUAUGUCACCACCACAAUAUUGUUAUAGUCUCCAACUUUUUUGUAGAUGGUGUUUG
Molecule: messenger RNA, 1660 nt
Organism: Owenia fusiformis
Lineage: Eukaryota; Metazoa; Annelida; Polychaeta; Sabellida; Oweniidae
Source: the annotation of a GenBank genome assembly